Molecule: messenger RNA, 807 nt
Organism: Canariomyces notabilis
Lineage: Eukaryota; Fungi; Ascomycota; Sordariomycetes; Sordariales; Chaetomiaceae
Product: lytic polysaccharide monooxygenase
Exons: 5
Coding region: 1-807 (268 amino acids)
Source: RefSeq, a predicted model, not a curated record
AUGAAGUUGUCCUCAUGCCUAGCGGCUGUUGUGGGCAUUGGCCUCACCCCUGGCGCGGCCGCUCACCAGGUCCACGGGAUCCUCAUCGUCAACGGCACCGCAAGCCCACCAUGGAAAUACGUCCGCGACGUAUCCCAAUUUUUGAACAUGGAGCGACUCUCCCCCGCUGAUGAAUACCCCAAGACCAUCCCACAAGGAACCUCGGACCUGAACAGCUCCAACAUCACCUGCGGAAGAAGGGCGUUCGACUGGGCGGCCAAGACGGAGACGGCCGAUGUGUUGGCUGGCUCCGAGGUGGGCUUCCGCGUUUCGUGGUCCCUCAACUGCACGAACCAUUAUGCUCCCGAAUACGCCUGCGGGGUGAGCUACUUUUAUCAUGACGGCCCGGGGCAGAUUUACCUGUCCCGGGCUCCCAACGACGACCUGGAGAGCUACGAAGGAGGAGACGGCGACUGGUUCAAGAUUGCCUACGCAGGUCCGGCCUCCAACAGCACGUGGACGCUUCGUGGCACGCCCGAUUGGAACUUUACCAUCCCCGCGACCACGCCGCCGGGCAAGUAUCUGAUGCGCAUUGAGCAGUUCUGGCCUACCGGCACCGACCACAGCCAGUGGUUCAUCAACUGCGCCCACAUCAACAUCAUCGGCCCGGGCGGAGGCACUCCAACGGGAUUUGCCAAGUUCCCGGGCACUUAUCAGCCCGGCGACCCGGGUUUCAAUUACUUGCCUCGCGGCAUAUAUGGGGGGCUGGAGGAUGAGAUGAGACUUCUGGACUAUCGGCCGCCUGGCCCGGAGCUGUGGACUGGUUGA